Messenger RNA from Akanthomyces muscarius, 381 nucleotides. RefSeq lists its product as uncharacterized. NCBI's taxonomy places the organism in Eukaryota, Fungi, Ascomycota, Sordariomycetes, Hypocreales, Cordycipitaceae. The record is from RefSeq and is a predicted model, not a curated record. The transcript is spliced from 2 exons. Bases 1 to 381 code for a protein of 126 amino acids.
AUGGCGACGCAGGUCGUCGCAGCAUCGCCGCUUCCGUCCGCCCUCGACGAGUGCGAGCAGAAGCUGCCCGACUACAAGACACCGGUCUACGUGCUGGACAGAGUGCCGGUGGGGCUUCCGCCGCCUCCGCCGCCGCCGGGCCGCACCGAGAAGUACCUGUACCCGAUCCUCUGGAUCCCCGGCCGCGAGGCCCACAUGCAGCCCUUUUACAAGUCUAACGAGGUGUCCGGCUUGUUUGGCCGGGGGGGCUUGCUCAAACGGCCACCCCUGGCGACGCCGAUGAUCAAGACGGGCUACUGGCACCCGGCCCGGUUCGGCGGGGUCGACUGCUACUGCUGGUGCAACGUUGUCGGCGAGCGGGAAGUGGAAGCAAGAGUAUAA